This is a messenger RNA of Drosophila gunungcola (fruit fly), 2158 nucleotides long. It is a transcript of the gene Arp8, whose product is annotated as actin-related protein 8. The transcript is spliced from 2 exons. Gene Ontology annotation, cellular component: Ino80 complex. Gene Ontology annotation, biological process: double-strand break repair; regulation of DNA-templated transcription. NCBI's taxonomy places the organism in Eukaryota, Metazoa, Arthropoda, Insecta, Diptera, Drosophilidae. The coding region runs from base 115 to 1974 and encodes 619 amino acids. The record is from RefSeq and is a predicted model, not a curated record.
CGAUAGCACUGAUAUCGAUUGCGAGGUAAAUGUUGUUGCCACGGCCAAUUUGACGCCGCCAAGGAUCUGAGCCGUAUACCUAAUGAUGCAGUGAGUAGUAUCAAGUAACAAAGGAUGCCUAAUCCCGCAAACCGCUCGCGCAGACGAUCCCGUGCCAGCAGCACGAGCAGCGGCCGCCAGCCGGCCCCGCCGCCAACGGGACUGCCCCAGCCGCAGGCUCAGCCGCUGGAGGCGCCCAAGAUUAUUGUGAUCCAUCCGGGCUCGCAGCACCUGAGAAUCGGGCGGGCGGCCGACCUGAAUCCGAUCACUCUGCUCCAUGCGGUGGCCUACAAGAGGCGGCAGGUGGACGGCGACUGGCCGCACCACGAUGCCCUGCUGCCGCCGCUGGACAACAUCAAUCCCGCCCAGCUGCAGGUGGAGUUCGAAGCACAGCGCCUGGCGGUGUCGAGCAUCCUGCAGCAUUGCGUCGUUGAUGAGAAGAACCGGCUGCGGGUGGCCACUCCGCCGCAGCAGUUGGCCAACUUCAACCGCAGCAGCCCGGCCGAAAAGGUGCCGCCGCCAAGUGGCCAGCCGCCGGAGGACCAGCUGCCCUGGCUGGAUCGCGAGGCACCCGUCCUGUUUGACGACAGGAUCCUGCGUCUCAGCGCCUUCGAUGCCCGCGACUACGACAUCCAUUUUCCCAUUCAAAGGGGCGAGCUGAAUGUGCACAAGGAGAAGGGCGGUUCGCUGCAGGCCAGUCUGCAGCAUUUGGAGCGCAUCUGGGCAUAUGCCCUGGAGGCACGUUUGAAGAUACCGCUGCGCGAUCUGGGCACCCACUGCGCCGUCUUGGUGGUCAACGAUGUCUAUGUGCGGCGGCAUUUGCGCGAGUUCAUGACCCUGCUGCUGCAGCGCCUCGGCUUCCGGCGCUGCUUCCUCGUCCAGGACAGCGUGGCCUCCACCUAUGGCGCCGGCAUUGGCUACGGCUGUGUGGUGGACAUUGGCGCCCAGAAGACCUCCAUCGCCUGCAUCGAGGACGGCAUUUCCCAGCUGGACGCCAGGGUGAGGCUGCCGUACGGCGGCGGUGACCUAAACCAGGUGCUCCUCAUGCUGCUGCGCAAGUGCGGCUUUCCCUAUCGCGAGUGCAACGUCCAGGACAGCUAUGUGGAUGCUCAUCUGCUGGAUGAACUGAAGGAGAAGUUCUGCCAUCUGAACGCCAGCGUUUGCGGCGCCCAGGAGAAGCACUUUACCCUGCGCAAGCAGAACGGCCAGUGGCUGCGCUACACCAUCCAGGUGGGCGAUGAGGCCAUCAUGGCUCCGCUGGCCCUCUUCCACACCGAGCUGCUGAACAUUACGGGCCGGACGAGAGCGGUUUGCACGCAGCAGGCGGCUCAGGAGCAGUACGAUUGCGAGGACUGCUUCGAUGCGGAGUAUCUGAAGGAGACGGGCCGCAAGAACGGGGUAAGGGGUGGCGACACCUUGCCCCUGGCCACGGGCCCCGGAUCCCUGCCACGCCCCCCGCUGCCGGUGACCGCAGACGACGAGGAGCUCAUUGUGGUGGAUCAGGACGAGGCCAACAGCAACUGCCAGCCGCAGCAGGCGGCGCAGACAGUUGGCGGACAGUCCAAUGCGAAUGGCUGCUACCACAGUGGCCAGGGCCAGGUGCUGCCCCUGGACCAGGCCAUAAUCCGGGCCAUCAACCGGCUGUCCAGCUACGAGACCAAGCGCAAGAUGUUCGGCUCCAUUCUGCUCGUGGGCAGCAGUGCCAAGUUGCCGGGACUGGCCGCCUGGCUGGAGCACCGCAUUAGCCAGCAGAUCCAGCCCACCGGCGCCGAGGUGAACGUCUUCACCAAGGGCAUGGAUGCGGGCAUGGUGGCCUGGAAGGGAGCGGCCAUUAUGUCCGUGCUGGAGAGCGCCCGCGAGCUGUGGAUCUCGCAGCACGACUGGCAGCGCUACGGACUACGGAUACUCCGCGAGAGAUCGCCCUUCCUCUGGUGAGAUGGCCAUGGCCCCCAUCUCAUUGCAUUUCGAAUAUGUUUAGGGAAACUGUAAAUGUUAAUUAUAGAGAACAAGUUAUGUAGGAUCCUAGCAGUAGGCUCUAAGUUUCGACCAAAGCAUCAACGACUAUUGCAACCGAUUAUCCUGAAGCGUGUUGGCGCUCACGAUCAUUUCAUAAAGAAAA